Molecule: messenger RNA, 1788 nt
Organism: Cottoperca gobio
Lineage: Eukaryota; Metazoa; Chordata; Actinopteri; Perciformes; Bovichtidae
Gene: paip1
Product: poly(A) binding protein interacting protein 1
Exons: 11
Coding region: 166-1518 (450 amino acids)
Biological process (GO): regulation of translational initiation
Molecular function (GO): protein binding; RNA binding; translation activator activity
Source: RefSeq, a predicted model, not a curated record
AUAUACUGUGAUACUAGUCGAUAGAGAACAAGCCAUCAUGAAAGAGAGAUAGGGCGUGUUUUGUAGUGAUACAACACAAGACAUUGCUGCUACGCAUAACAAAAAGUAGCGAACGGCUUUUCUUCAUCUUUUUCUGAUGCUGCUUUGAAAGUCAAACGAGCAAUCAUGAACGACGAUUGUUUCGACCGAGCCCCCGGAGCAGGGAGAACCCGAAAUUUUCCCGCGGACCCCGGGCUCGCGAGUAGUACCGGGGUUGGUGACAACAGAACCACGCUUUUCAACCAAAGGGAACCGUUGAGACAGCCGCGAACAUCCCCGCCUUUUUCCGACAACAACAUUGGCGCGGCCGACGCCAUGGUUGGAGGAGAUUUGAAAAGACAGAGCAAACCCCAACAAAGUGCAAAUGCCAACAGCACGUCUGCCUCCAGAGGUUUUAAUGAAGUGGAUUCACUGGUCAAGUCAUCAAAGCUGUCAGCGAGUGCCCCAGAGUUUGUUCCCUCUGGAAUCAACCCUUAUGAAGAUCCCUCUUUUUAUGAUGACAGCGAAGGCUAUUACGAUGAAGCAACCUUGGCCGAAACGGUCACAGACUUCCUCGGCCAUCUGAGUUCCUCACCAGGGUCCUUUGAGUCGGACGUUGAACAAAUAACUGGCAUGCUCAAUUCUUGGGUUACUACUGAAGAGUUGUUGAAUGAGCUUGUGGAAUUGAUUUACACACAGUCUACUGCCAUUCCAAACUUCUCCUACACGGGUGCCAGGCUCUGUAACUACCUGUCCCAUCAUCUCAUCGUCAGCCCACCAAGUGGCAACUUUCGUCAGCUGCUCCUGAAAAGAUGUCGAACAGAGUUUGAACAGAGGGACGUAGCUGUUCGAGGAGACCUGGAGACUCAGAAGAAAUUCCACUCCUAUGUGCUGUUUCUGGGAGAGCUUUAUCUUAGCCUGGAGAUAAAGAGUGCAAAAGGACCUCCAAAUCGUGCAGCGAUCCUUCUCGUCGCUCUGAAAGACCUGAUGAUCAGUCUGUUCUCUAAGCCUGUGGACGCAAAUCUCAUCUGCGCUGUCAAACUGCUUAAGCUAACCGGCUCGGUCCUGGAUGACGCAUGGAAAGCGAGUGGAAAUCGACACAUGGAUGAACUGAUCCAAAGAAUAGAAACUAUUCUGCUGGAUGCCACCUGCAGCAGGGAUGUCAGACAGAUGCUUCUGAAACUGGUGGAGUUGAGAUCUAGUGACUGGGGCCGAGUCCGAGCUGCUGCAGCAGCCAGCAACGCCACACCAGACAACGACCCUAACUACUUCAUGAAUGAACCUACAUUCUACACAGAAGAUGGUACUCCUUUUACAGCAGCAGACCCUGAAUAUGCAGAGAAGUACCAAGAGAUCCUAGACAGGCAGGAAUAUUUUGAUGAUCUUGAUGGAGACAUAGAAAAUGAAAUAUUAUACGACUCUGAAGAUGAGAUGGAGCCUGAGAUAGAAGAAGCUUUUGAGACUUUUUGUUUAGAAGCAGAGAUGAAACGAAAAAAAUGACGUGACGGUGAGAAUCUGUGAAACCCAAAAGGCACAUACUUUACUUCUACCACUCAACUUGCUGGAAUGUUGAAGAGUAAAGGAAACUUGCAUCAGAUAGGUUCAAACUUUUAUUGUAUUGCAAACAAGCAUUUUAACAAACAGAGCGGUUCAUAGUUGCACUUCUGACACUUUUUUUCAGUCAGUGUUGAUUAGAACAUGUGGACAAUCAGCUGGGUUAAUUGUUCGAAUUAUUAAAAUAUUAAGUUUUCUUUUUUGGAUAUGAAAGUU